AUGGGUAUCUAUAGGCCCAGAGCUGCCAUUAGAAGGCUGUUCUUGGUGGUACUGAUAGUAGUCGUUCUUAAUGUCACCGUUUUCUUUCAUGAACCGACAAAGAAUUAUAUCGUCGAUACAUACCACGGUGCAUUAGAUACAAGCAGGCCUGAUUCGCAGAGCAGUUUACCAAGCGCACCAAAGCUUGACAGAACAGAUGCUAGUGAUGAGUUUUUCAAGACAUUAUUUGCGCAGUUGGAAGGUGCAGCUCCAAUGAAGAGAGAAUUUGGUUGGGGUGAUAUUAAGGCUAAAGAGUGUGAUAUGGGGGACGUUGGAUUCGAUUCCAAUGGUCGUGAUGAGAGGUUAAGUUAUGAUAAUUUGGCCAAAUGUUUGCAAUUACCCGAGAGUAACUAUAACUCUUUGAAGAAUGGCCAUGAGAAAUUUGUUAAAUACUUGAGUACAGUUGAUACAAGUGCAAGUCAGUUGGAACAAAUCUAUGCAACUAAGAGAGGGAUUGUUACCGUGGGUGGACGUAGGUACUCAUUGCUUUCAUAUUUGAUGAUCAAUAUGGUGAGAAGAAGUGGCAGUAAACUACCGAUUGAAGUUGUCAUUCCUCCAGAUGACGAACCCGAGACCGAGUUUUGUGAAUCGAUCUUGCAAUUUAACGCUAGAUGUAUUUAUUUCAAGGAUAGAUUACCAACCUCGCUAUUGGCAAACUUGAGUGUGAAAUCUUAUCAGGUGAAAGGUAUAGCCUUGUUACUUUCAUCUUUUCAGGAAUUUGUCCUUAUCGAUUCCGAUAACAUGCCAUUGAAAAACAUCGAUGAGGUGUUCGAUUAUAACGUAUUCAGGGAUCAUGGUAUGGUUAUUUGGCCAGAUAUUUGGAGAAGAAUGACAUCUCCACAAUUCUACCAAUUGGCAGAGGUUCCGAUCGAUUUCACUAAACGUGUGCGUAAUGCAGGUGAUGAGUUAUCUCCAGUAUCUCGUUAUGACAAGCUAGAAAACACAGUAAGUGAAAACAAGGCUAAGGUGCCAAUGCAUGAUUUCCUUGGCACUCUACCGGACCCAACUACAGAGUCUGGUCAAAUGAUCGUGAACAAGAAGACUCAUUUGAAGAUGUUACUCUUGGCAUUGUACUACAACCAGUAUGGACCAGAAUACUAUUAUCAACUAUUUUCGCAAGGAACUUCAGGGCAAGGUGACAAGGAAACGUUCGCUAUGGCUGCACAUAUCUUGAAGGAACCAUUCUAUCAAGUUAAGAAAACGUUUGGUUUUGCUGCGUAUAUGGAUCCAAGAGAGGGUAAAAGCGAGUUCCAAGGUGCCGGUUUGUUACAACAUGACCCAGAACAAGAUUACAGAUAUUGGAAUAUUCUUAAGACUGAAAUUGAGGGGCAACAAGAAAAGUAUGGUACGUUUGAUGAGGAUUACCAUAUUAAGAAGACCUUCUACGACAAGAUGCUAGGUAAAGUCGGCGAUCAACCUCGUGAACACUUAUUCCUUCACGCAAGUUACCAUAAAUAUGAUCCAUGGAAUCUGUACAAUGAAAAGAAUUUGAUGCAUUCAGACGGGAAGCAAUUUAGAGCCUAUCCUUGUAGUUCUACAGCAUUUAAAGGAUUUGAUGUGGAAUUGUUCCUUUGGGAGAUUGUUAACAAGAUCGUCUGUUCAGAAAAUCCGGUGAAGAUGGCUUAUAUAGAUAAACUGAAAGAAGACACUGAUAAAUUCAAAGCAGUCUGUCAAUUCACUAAGGACAGAGUCAACCAUCUCAAUGAAACACAUGACGAAUACGUAUCGUACAUGGGAGCUACAAGUAACGAAAAACAUUGUGUCGACAUCAAAAGAGGACACUGA
Molecule: messenger RNA, 1824 nt
Organism: Kluyveromyces lactis
Lineage: Eukaryota; Fungi; Ascomycota; Saccharomycetes; Saccharomycetales; Saccharomycetaceae
Product: alpha-mannosyltransferase
Exons: 1
Coding region: 1-1824 (607 amino acids)
Biological process (GO): mannan biosynthetic process
Cellular component (GO): Golgi apparatus
Molecular function (GO): alpha-1,2-mannosyltransferase activity
Source: RefSeq, a predicted model, not a curated record